GAAAGUCUUCCCAUCACAGCGCACUCAGCUUCCGAAACCAUCCAGGCAACAAGUACCAACGAUUCUCUCUUCAAUAUGAUGAAAUUAAUGUGUCUUCUGCUGGUGGCCGUGGCCGUGAUCCACGUCGCCGAGUCACAAGGGUUCGGAGGAAGGCCUGGCGGCCAAGGAGGUUUCGGAGGCGGCCAAGCCGGCUUCGGAGGAAGGCCUGGCGGCCAAGGAGGUUUCGGAGGCGGCCAAGGAGGUUUCGGAGGUGGCCAAGGAGGUUUCGGAGGCGCACAACGUGGAUACGGCGGCGGCCAAGGAGGUUUCGGAGGCGGACAAGGCGGGUUCGGCAGGUUCCGCAGGUCCGCGGACUCGCACGACGGGCACGGAGUUCAAGGCGGCGCCCAGGGUUCGAGGCCCGGGGGUCACGGUGGCGCCCAGGUUUCGAGGCCCGGAGUUCAAGGCGGCGCCCAGGGUUCGAGGCCCGGGGGUCACGGCGGCGCCCAGGGUCCGAGCUCCGGACCGGCGGGCCGCGGCGAGCACGGAAGCGGAAGCGGACGUGUUCAGAACGGCGGCGCCGGACAGCUGGGCCACCAAGGGGCCGGCGGUGUUGGCGGUGGCAGGCACUGACGAGGCAUCCACACGGACACGUCUGCCUCCCGAACUCCAAACGACGCAACCGCGGCUUCAAACAGGACUGCUGAGUACGACACGGCUACGUUGAUAUCAGUUUAGGAAGCAAUAGUCACACCAUUAUGGGUUCACUAAUAUUUUUUCUGCAAUCUUUUCCAAUUUUUUUUUUAGCCAAAUUUGUUGUAAAUUUUUGAAGAUUUUUAUUAACUGAUAACAGCCUGUAAUUGCAGGUAGUUAACAACUGAUUAUUCCACAAAUAUGUACUUUAAAAAUCGUUGAACUUUGAGCUCCUUGCCCUGCACAACCAAAAAUAUUUACGAAACACGAAGAUUUAUUCCAAGAUGUAGCUUAAUGUAAAAAAAUACCCAUAAUGGCGAAGAUUAAUGUCUCUUAAAUCACAUAAUGAACGACAUUUGUAUUUCUUAAUAUGUGACAAUAUAUUCCUUAAAAACCUA
This is a messenger RNA of Bacillus rossius redtenbacheri, 1070 nucleotides long. RefSeq lists its product as uncharacterized. The transcript is spliced from 2 exons. NCBI's taxonomy places the organism in Eukaryota, Metazoa, Arthropoda, Insecta, Phasmatodea, Bacillidae. The record is from RefSeq and is a predicted model, not a curated record. Bases 76 to 612 code for a protein of 178 amino acids.